AUGCUGCAUCUUGAACGCGAACGAAUUGAUGGAGAACGUAUCAGUACCAUUUCAAAUUUUUUAUCUGCAGUUGAAUGUCAGCAAUUGAUUGCACGAGCAGAAGAAUCUGGUUUUAAGUUAAGUCCUCCUUCAGGUGGUGGCCAUGGUCGUACACAUCGCGAAGAUGCCAGAACUAAUGAAUAUACAGUUAUCACUGAUCAAUCAUUAGCUGAUAAAUUAUUUCAACGGGUAUCACCAGUGCUUCCUCGAACUUUAGAAUGGAUGGCAGAUAAUGCUUAUUUUACAAAAGAUAUUGGAGGUCGUGAAUGGUCGAUUGCCGGAUGUGUUGAUCGUCUACGGUUCUAUAAGUAUAAUAAAGACGAAGAAUAUCCUGAACAUAUGGAUGGUAGUUAUAGUCGUACUAUAACAUAUAAUAAUGAAUCACAAAAAGCGUACAAGCAACAUUCGUUUUUAACAUUGCUAAUCUACUUGAAUGAUGACUUUCAAGGUGGUGCAACGAAAUUUUAUCCCGAUAAACAACAUUGUCGAUUCCUUCGAGAUAUUGAAAAUAAACAAGCUGUUCAUAUAGUUCAACCGAAACAAGGAAUGGCCUUGGUAAAUAUUCAUAAUAUUCUCCAUGAAGGAUCAAAAGUUCAAUCAGGUAUUAAAUAUGUCUUAAGAACAGAUAUCUUAUAUCAAAAACCAAUGGAAUCACAUCCAAAACUUGAAAAAUACUCACAGAAAAGCAGUAAUGACAGCGGUAAAAUCGUAGUUUCCGAUUGGGAAAAACAUUUUGAACCAUCAUGUAAAAUGUAUCAUGAUUAA
Messenger RNA from Rotaria socialis, 804 nucleotides. NCBI's taxonomy places the organism in Eukaryota, Metazoa, Rotifera, Eurotatoria, Philodinida, Philodinidae. The record is from the annotation of a GenBank genome assembly.